Puccinia graminis f. sp. tritici CRL 75-36-700-3 is the source of this 1098-nucleotide messenger RNA. RefSeq lists its product as uncharacterized. The transcript has 7 exons. Bases 1 to 1098 code for a protein of 365 amino acids. Lineage: Eukaryota; Fungi; Basidiomycota; Pucciniomycetes; Pucciniales; Pucciniaceae. The record is from RefSeq and is a predicted model, not a curated record.
AUGUUGAACAUGAAUGAUAUCAUCAAUGGAGAUCCGGAUGAUCCUUCAACUCAGUUUGAAGGAGUUGGAGAUGGCCCACCUACCCCCCCCCCCCCCGAUGAAGAUGACCAACACUCUCCUGAUCACAUGGAAGAAACCGUUCAAACCGAACUCUUUGGGUCUUUGUCUACCGCGGAUGUCAACAUGACCGAUCAAUCGUCUACCCCUCAUCCUCUUGAUAACAACAUCGAUCGAGUUUGCUCUCACUUCCAGUCACAGCUAAACCUCGAACCCGAGUAUUUGAAGAUUGCUUCCAUUGCGAGCAAGUGCCCCCCAGAAGACCGGUAUAUAGGUAAUCUCUUUGCAAACGGUGCAUAUCAUCAACUCGAUGUCAGGAACAUAAAUCGCUCCCAAGUGACCCAUGCGUAUGACAAAUGCUUCAGAUCAUUUGUUAGAACCAACGCUCGCAUGUUCUUACUUAAGCCAACACUCGAAGCCUAUUCGAACAAUCCUCACAACAACGGGAGCCUUCCCAAAACGUUGUUCUACCUUACUCUUGAUGUGGUUGAAAAACAGCCUGACCAAUGGAAAAAGGAUCACCUCUGCCCUGCCCAACUAAAGAACGAUCCGGAUGCUCUUUGUCUGUAUUGUGAUGCUGUUGGAGAGCUACUGAAGUAUCAACGCAGCAAUUUGCGUACUCUGCUUUUGCAUAACAUCCUCAAGACAAAAAAGAUACAUGUGGAUGGUGCAGUACCAGCUCGCAAAGUGAUGAUAGCUGCUGUGAGUGAUUUUCAAUCUAUCUUGGGCUUUCUUGUUGCCACAAACUCUGCCAUGCGAGCACGAAUGUGCUACGCACAACUUGUAAUGGUCCACUACUAUGCUCAUAAAUCCAAUAAGGAUUCGCAGUGGGCUGAAAUUGAUGAGCGAUUAGCCGUCCUCCGAGGCUCCUCAUAUGAUUUCCAACUGCAACAUGCAGUCCUAGUCUUGAACAAGGACUUUUCUCUCUUCUCUCAGGGGAAGGAGUACACUGAUAUAUCCAAGGAGGACUUCACCGUGCCCGACCUUGAGGAUGUCCGAAGGUCGAUCAAAUCUGGGAUUGUGCCUGUUACACUUAGAUAG